Mycena citricolor is the source of this 948-nucleotide messenger RNA. The record is from the annotation of a GenBank genome assembly. NCBI's taxonomy places the organism in Eukaryota, Fungi, Basidiomycota, Agaricomycetes, Agaricales, Mycenaceae.
AUGGGAACAAUACGGCCAAUGCCUCGGGAAGCUGGUGCCUUCAAGGACAAUCCUCAAAGUGGCGAGCGGUCAGCGAAUCACCCCAAAAGGACGUUGGUGGGGGCAGAUAUCCGGAAACCGUGGUUACACAGCAUACGCGCCGUCCACAACUACGGAAGCGACGAGAUACGGAUCACGGCUGCAGGACGUGAGACCACGAUCCAAAACGAACCCAAAAACACACCGGAGGAGGCGCAGCCCCAAGAACCACCAACACGGAUGGGCAAUAACGACGCAGGGGAGCCGAGCAUGGGGGGCACGGACACAGCGGACAACAGGAUACAGACACAGGAGCGAACAGAAAGGGGACACACGACACUGGAAGGAGAAGAUUAUCGACCAGGACGGAGUGAAGGACAGCCGCCCUCACCCCUGGAUGGCAGUCACCCACCGGCAACUGAGGCGAAACCCCAGAACAAGCAAGCCACAGAAGACGUGCGGCCCCAAAGGAUACACCACAAGAGAGCCCCAGCAAAGGAGGACGAAAUCGUGGAGGAAGAGCUUUCGCGCAUCCUGCAAGUUUGGGCAUCAGAACCGGCCGCGGAAACCCGAUACACCAAGUACCUGGAAGUGGAGGAGGCAAGAGAAGGCGAGCAAGCCUCAGACCAGACAGACACCGUCCGACCACAAACGGCGCCACAAGCAAGGCAGCCCAACGGGGAGGACCAACUACGCAUGCGGCACACAGGGAACAGAGCUCACAGCCGAGAUACGGCAGAGAGGGGGCCGGAGACAGCGAGCGAGAAGAGGAAGCAGAGGACGGAGGCAGAUGCAGCAGAGUGGAAGCGGCGGAGGGAGACAACAGCAACGGGGUUAGAGCGGACAACAAAAUGCUGGAAGAACUCAGGGCCAUUUGUGAGGAAGUUGCAACGGGAGACAGGACAGCUCAGACGGACCCGACCGAGAUAA